UGUUGUAGUGUCUCUCCUGCCUUCUCCAUGCAGCAGGUCAUCCACUCCUGGGUGCGGGACCCGCGGAUACGAAAGAAUGACUUCUGGCAUGCCUACAUAGACUAUGAAAUUUGUUUACAUACCGACAGUGUGUACUUCACUAAGAAAACCUCGAGUGUGAGAAGGAGGUACAGUGAGUUUGUAUGGCUAAGGCAAAAACUACAAGCAAAUUCACUACUAAUGAUACAGCUACCAGAGCUGCCACCAAAGAAUCCCUUCUUCAGCCUGAACAAUGCCCAACAGAUCACUGAGCGGAUGAAAGGGCUCCAGAAGUUUUUGGAACAGAUUCUCCAGAGCCCUCUGCUGCUGUCCGACAGUUGCUUGCACCUUUUCCUGCAAUCAGAGCUCAGCGUGUCCAAGAUAGAGGCCUGUGCUGCUGGAAGGACCCACUACUCAGUGGCCCAGGCGGUCCAGCGCUGCGGCCUGAGAAGAUUCCACUCUGAAGAAGAUCUGCAGAAGCAACGCAGCAUGUGCUGUGACUCUGACUCAGACAGCUCAGAGUGUAGAGAUCCAGAGCCUCAGAUGAAAGACUUGGCAAUAAACAAAGCAGAAAGUACAGCUUCACUUGAUCUCUUGGGAACCAGCCAGGAGGAGAGCUUCAGCUGCUCAUCCGGUUCUACAUGAAAACAUCAUCUUCAAACUACUGGGAGAAAUGUUGGAAUCUAUACCCUCACAUCCCGUACCACCUUUUUGGCGUGUGUAGAGGAAAGUUACCCGUUACCGCUUCAUACUGCACCUUUGGCUACGUAUUUGCUCCUAAUUAUUAUGUUCUCAUUUAGGCAUUUCAGUUUGAAACAUUUGCAGUAAGCAGUAACAAAAAUGUACCCAUCCAUAAAGUGUUUACCAGUAUGUGCUGUCUGCACAUCUAUAAAGUGGUAGCAACAAUUUGCCUGAAGAUGGCAGUAUUGUUACAUCCAUUUGUUUGUACCUGCUGUAACUGUCUAUAUUUACUUUGUAAACAAACUUAACAGAAGCGUCGUGAAUUUUGGUCAUUUCUAUCGUAAAAAUUGGCUGAAAUUCCCCUCUUAAUAAAGUGUAAGUUGUGGGACGCUUGUCAUCUGGUGGCCACUGCAGUGCUUAGCAGUAUGACACGUGUAAUAGGGUCUCUGCAGAGUUUUCAGACAGCCCCCCUGUCAGGUGUGCGACUGGUAGGAAGUCCUGUGGGAUCCCAAUGGACUCGCUCCUGUCUGAGAGGGCUACAAGGCUGCCAGGCUACAUUGCUCCCUGUUGAAUAAAA
This is a messenger RNA of Xiphias gladius (swordfish), 1276 nucleotides long. RefSeq names its product sorting nexin 10b (gene snx10b). The transcript has 5 exons. Gene Ontology annotation, biological process: intracellular protein transport. The record is from RefSeq and is a predicted model, not a curated record. NCBI's taxonomy places the organism in Eukaryota, Metazoa, Chordata, Actinopteri, Istiophoriformes, Xiphiidae. The coding region runs from base 28 to 663 and encodes 211 amino acids. Gene Ontology annotation, molecular function: phosphatidylinositol binding.